This is a messenger RNA of Sinocyclocheilus rhinocerous, 4458 nucleotides long. RefSeq names its product macrophage mannose receptor 1-like. Lineage: Eukaryota; Metazoa; Chordata; Actinopteri; Cypriniformes; Cyprinidae. The record is from RefSeq and is a predicted model, not a curated record. The transcript has 25 exons. The coding region runs from base 1 to 4005 and encodes 1334 amino acids. Gene Ontology annotation, molecular function: nucleic acid binding.
AUGUGGUGUAGUCAUGAGAUAUACCAGAGGCAAAAUGAUGAGAAGAAGACUUGGUUUGAGGCUCGUGAUUUCUGUCAUGUCAUUGGAGGUGACUUGGCAAGCUUCCACUCUCAACGAGAAAUCAACAAGUUACCGUAUAUAAUUGGAGACCCAGCAUGGAUAGGUUUCAGUAUGCUGAAUAGUAAUUCUGGUUUUGUGUGGACUGAUGGAACCCCUUCUGAUUUUGAGAACUGGGGGUUUGGAGAACCAAACAACUACAACAAUCAAGAGCACUGUGCAGAAAGUGGCCUUUAUUAUGGACACAAGUGGAAUGAUUGUGAUUGUGAAUCCUAUAAUAACUGGAUUUGCCAGAUACCAAUAGGCAGAACUCCAAAACCUCCACCAACUACUGGAACUCAGGGCUCUACUUCCCUGGCUGGGGCGGGCUUCUUCUUUGUGGGGAAGAAGGACGGGGGUCUUAGGCCAUGUAUCGAUUACCGGGGCCUCAACAAGAUCAUGGUUCGGAAUCGAUACCCCCUUCCCCUCAUGGCCAUUGCUUUCGAGCUACUACAAGGGGCUUCCAUUUUUACUAAAUUGGAUCUACGCAACGCAUACCAUCUCGUGCGGAUCCAACAGGGGGACGAAUGGAAGACGGCCUUCAACACCCCCACAGGCCACUAUGACUAUCUGGCUCAGUUUCUCGGGUUCAUCAUCACUCCUGGCCAUGUGGAGAUGGACCCUAAGAAGGUUGAAACUGUCCUCAACUGGCCUAUUCCCGGCACAGUUAAGGAGGUUCAACGUUUAAUCGGCUUCGCAAACUUCUAUAGGAGGUUCAUUACAAACUUCAGCUCUGUGGUGGCCUCCUUGACUACGCUGACCAAGGGAGGAGGAAUCAAGAUUCACUGGGGUUCGGAGGCAGCGGGGGCCUUCGAGGAGCUCAAGCACCGCUUCACUUCCGCUCCCAUUCUCUCGAUCCCCGACCCAGAAAGACCUUUCGUGGUGGAGGUGGACGCCUCGGAGGUGGGCGUAGGGGCCAUUCUACCCCCUCCACCCCCCAGGAUCAUCGAUGGCCAGCCAGCCUACACAGUCCGCCGGAUACUGGACUCCCGGAGGGUCCAGAACUCACUGCAGUAUCUGGUGGACUGGGAGGGCUACGGGCCGAAGGAGCGCUCCUGGGUUCCAGCCAAAGACAUCCUGGACCCAAGUUUGAUCCGGGAGUUUCGCACCCGGAGACCCCAUCCACCUCCCAGGAUCAUCGAUGGCCAGCCAGCCAACACAGUCCGCCGGAUACUGGACUCCCGGAGGGUCCAGAACUCACUGCAGUAUCUGGUGGACUGGGAGGGCUACGGGCCGAAGGAGCGCUCCUGGGUUCCAGCCAAAGACAUCCUGGACCCAAUGUUUCGUUUGGGUCCAACAUUACCACUCCCGUGGAUUAGUGGUAGAUCUCUCAACUACCACGCCAGAGACCCGAGUUCAAGCCCGGCUCGUGACAGAAAAACCGAGUCAGCUAUGGACCCAGAAACACUCACCUCAAAGGACCUGUUGGCAGUGAUUGCCCAGCACGAGUCAUCUUUCCAGCGCCAUGAAGCUGUUCUCAGCCAUCAGGAGGAGCUAAUGAGCAAACACUCUCAACUCCUGGCCGAUUGGGAACUGGAAAGGGUGGUGCGAGAGGCUCAAGCCCAAGAGCCAGACCCAGGAGGUGGUCCCGCGGGACACCUGUACGUCCCUCAAUCUGCCCGGGCCCGGGUCUUGCAGUGGGGUCAUGAGUCUCCCUUGACGUGCCAUCCGGGAAAUGCUCGCACUCUUGACUUCCUCCAGCGGCGGUUUUGGUGGCCGUCCAUCAAGGAGGAUGUAAAGGUCUAUGUGGAGGCCUGCCCCGUGUGCAGCCAGGGAAAGUCUACACAUCAGCGACCUCAGGGACUGCUCCAUCCCUUACCCGUUCCCCGUAGGCCAUGGUCGCACCUUUCUCUGGACUUUGUCACGGGACUCCCACCAUCCCAGGGCAACACUGUCAUCGUGGUGGUUGUGGACCGGUUCUCUAAAGCCACCUGGUUCAUUCCCCUGCCCAAAUUACCCCCUCCACCUCCCAGGAUCAUCGAUGGCCAGCCAGCCUACACAGUCCGCCGGAUACUGGACUCCCGGAGGGUCCAGAACUCACUGCAGUAUCUGGUGGACUGGGAGGGCUACGGGCCGUCAGGAGCCGUUCCUAGAGGAGGGGGUCCUAUAUCUAGGAAGUCAGAGAAUCAAUACUACAUUGGGAUGAUGGUGGAAUUGGACAAAUCAUUUAGCUGGGUGGAUGGUUCACCCGUUGUAUAUACGUCAUGGGAUCAAAAUGAACCAAAUUUUGCCAACAAUGAUGAGAACUGUGUGACCAUUUACAAGAGUAUGGGAUUCUGGAAUGAUAUUAACUGCGGUGUGGCAUUGCCCUCUAUCUGUGAAAGAAGUUCUGACUUUGUCAAUGUCACCAUGUCCCCCUCCACUGUGCAACCAGGAGGCUGUACUCCCGAAUGGACCAUGUUUCGAGGCAAAUGUUACAAGCUUUUUAAUAAUAAGAUGACAUGGCACAAUGCUCGGGACCACUGCAUUUUGCAUGGAGGCAACCUGGUGUCCAUUCUGAGUCAGGAAGAGCAAGCAUUCCUUACUACUCUAAUGCUUGGUUCAGAUGAUGAUGUAUGGACUGGAUUGAAUGAUGUCAAUUGGGAGAUGAGAUUUUUGUGGACCGAUGGUAAAGGUGUCACCUACAUAAACUGGGCCAAGGGUCACCCUUCAUCACACCCAGAAGGGCCUUCCAGGAUGUAUGGCUACUUUGAAUCAGAGAUUUUUGACUGUGUUGUCAUGGUUAGAAGCCCAGAAAAGAUGACAGGUGUGUGGAAAGUUAAAGUCUGUGGAGAUCAAAGAGGUUUCAUCUGCAAAAGGAAAACAGACUCUCAGCUUGCUCAUCCUGUGACAACAGCAUUGCCACAACAUUUCUUCACACUGGCAAAUGAUUCAUACAAGGUUCAAAUGGAGAAAAUGAGCUGGGAUGAAGCUAGGAGACAGUGUAAAGCAGAUGAUGCUGACCUUGCCAGUGUGCUUGAUUCCAUCAGCCAGGCUUACACCAUCCUUAGAGUCAGCAAACUUAAGGAGCCUCUGUGGAUCGGUCUCAAUAGCAACCUGACAAGUGGUCGGUACCGCUGGGUGGACAACUGGCUUCUAAGCUACAGUAAAUGGGCAACAGGAGAGCCCAAAAAUAAUUUAGCUUGUGUAUAUAUUGACACGGAUGGUGACUGGAAAACUACUGCAUGCAGCAACAAGUAUUAUUCCCUGUGCAAGCGAUCCACAGACAUUGCUCCCACAGAUCCACCUCAGAUGCCAGGGAACUGCCCUGAUUCAAAGAAGCAUAAAACCUGGAUCCCUUAUAGAGGACACUGUUAUGCCUUCAUGGCCUCUAGGUCUGACAACUGGGCUCAUGCCACAGUGGAAUGCAUGAGAAUGGGAGCAUCACUGGUGAGUAUCGAAGACCCAAUAGAAUCCAUGUUUAUUAAUCGGAAUAUUGAGAUCAUGCAGGAUGGAAUCAAAUCAUUCUGGAUUGGCAUGCACCGCAGUCAUAUGGGAGAAUGGAUGUGGAUUGAUAAUAUGGUGGUAGAUUACACCAACUGGAAACCCCAGAUGCCCAGUGAUUUUGGUAGCUGUGUGGAAGUCCAGUCAAACACUGGUAUGUGGAGUACCACAAACUGCAAUUCUUACAAGCCUUACAUUUGCAAGACUGCAAAAGUUAUACCACCAACAGAGAAACCAUCAAUACCACUCACUGUGGUGGAAGAGGCCCCUCAUGGCUCUGCUGGUAUCGCAGUAGGGGUUGUCUUUGUCAUCAUUGCUAUGGCAGGGCUUGCCACAUUUUUGUUUUUUAAGAAAAUCCCUAGGCCUGUGAUUGGAGCAUGUACGUUUGACAACAGACUCUACAUAAAUUCUGACCUGAUACGGUCUCCUGCCACAAUUGAUACAAAGGGACUUGUUGCAAAUAUUGAACAGAAUGAGCAUGCCUAACACAAACAUACACACUUUCACAUACAGAUACAAAUGUACAUGCAUACACACCCCUCACUAUGACAGUAGAGGAAGUGACCCUAUUAAAGCCCCUCCAAAUGUAAGUUUUAAAAUUGAGCAUACAGUACUUUAUAAAUCUGGGGAGGGCUUAUAAAAUACAUGUGUAUCAUUUAAGCCCACCUGUGUUCCAGAUGAGCCCACCGUGUGUUUAUGUGUGAAUGCUCUUUAUUUUAUAAAAACAUUUUUGAUCUGUCAUUCCAACUAAUUAAAGAACUUAUGAUAGUAGACAAACGUGGACUACACUUUUAGAUAGAGUUAAAGAAGUCUGUACAGUCUAACACUUUUUGUAUAUGAAUGUUUCCUCAAUUAUAUAAUAGUUCCUGUAACCUAUUCUUGCUUUAUAAACAUCUGCAAUCUUUCUUUUCUCUCUCCUUUCUUUGAAUAAACAUGUAU